ACCCCCGCCAAACUUUCAACCAUCCGGGCCUGCAUCCCGUCAAGCCUCAACUUAUGCCGAUUACAAAUGCUCCUGCUCGGAAGGGUUAUUGAACAGAUUGCAACUUACAUUUGACUCACGUUCCUCACGCAGUAUCGCAUAUAAGUCUCGACGUCUCCAGGCACCUGUUUCGCAUCAAGGACGUCAUCCGUUCUUAUCUCCAUCUUUCUCUGCCUCCCGUCAUCUUGGUUUAAAGACGCAUCUCAAGAGUGCACCUGCCGUGGUUUACCCGGCACAACGGUAUACGUCGUUCAUCUAAACUCACAACUUCAUUUCACGUCUUCAUCAAAUCAAAGUCAAGCUUGCGUUUUCACAAGUCACCAUCAUGGCGCUGCCUCCCAUCGUCACUGCAACUCUGCAGUCAGCUGCCCUCAGUGGCACUUCGAACAUACUGGCCCAGGUCCUGACGGCCUACCAGACCGAUAAACAACUCGUCAUCGACUGGGUCCCCGUUUUCCAGUUCAUCAUCUUCACCCUCCUCAGCACGCCGCCAAACUUCUUGUGGUGGGUCUCCCAGCGAGCACUCGUCUUUCACCAUCGCGGAUCCCUCUUCUACCUGCAUGCACGAUACGCGUCAUACCCCAGACCGUCAUCACUGACACAUCCCAGGCAAGGUUUCCUCGAAGAGAGCUUCCCGGCCUACCACGUCUCGCCCACCAAGAAGGCCAUCGCCUCGGCCGCGGCCAACGACGACAAAGCGCUCGACCGCGAGGCGCGUGAGGACCAGCUCGUGGAGCCCAAGCUCAACAUCCGCAACACGCUCAUCAAGCUCGUCCUCGACCAGACUGUCGGCGCCGCGCUCAACACGCUCGCUUUCAGCAUGUUCAUGCACAGCAUCCAGACGGCCAUGGUGCGCCCGGAGCACCUCGCGGCUGCGCAGCACUCGGGCACGUUUUUGUUUUCGCGGGGCGCCAUCGACUAUAGUAAUGUUGACUGGCAGUCCGUCGUCCACAAGAGCCAGCUCGAGUUCGUGCCCAUCUUCAUCGCGGGCCUGAAGUUGUGGCCCAUGGUCAGUUUGGUGAACUUUGCCUUUAUCAAGAGCAUUGAGGGUAGGAACUUGGUUGGUUCUCUUGCGGGUGUCGCUUGGGGUAUCUACAUGAGUCUGGUUGCUGCACGAUAAAGGACGCAAUGGCGAUGUAAGCCCGCAUCGUGGUGGGAUCUCCAUGCGUUCGACGAUGCGAAGAAAAUGAUCCCUAGACGGGGCUGAGAGGGUAACGGCUGGGUUGAUACCACAUUUUCAAAUUUUGGAGGAAGCGAGCGACUGGGGAAUGAUAAAGGGCACUCGGGCAGGAGGAAACAAGGCGCAUGGCAAGACAGAGGACGACUUCCAAAGCUCGCUUAGACGAAGUGGCACGAAGGUAACGAGAGGAUCGAGAGGAACGCAUCCCGGUUCACCUUGGCACUAUAAGCUUAGACCGUUGGAGUGCCAGCACGAAGGGGUUUAUAGGACACACUUGAUUCUAGCUAUAGAUCCUAGCCACACUAUUGACGGUUGUGCCGACAACGACAUUGUUCAAGCCUCGACCAUCAACUAAAGUGACC
Messenger RNA from Colletotrichum scovillei, 1581 nucleotides. RefSeq names its product Mpv17/PMP22 family protein. The transcript has 2 exons. Gene Ontology annotation, cellular component: membrane; cytoplasm. The record is from RefSeq and is a predicted model, not a curated record. Bases 365 to 1159 code for a protein of 264 amino acids. Lineage: Eukaryota; Fungi; Ascomycota; Sordariomycetes; Glomerellales; Glomerellaceae.